Podospora anserina S mat+ is the source of this 2091-nucleotide messenger RNA. RefSeq lists its product as uncharacterized. Gene Ontology annotation, biological process: cellular response to starvation; regulation of DNA-templated transcription. Gene Ontology annotation, cellular component: nucleus. Gene Ontology annotation, molecular function: zinc ion binding; RNA polymerase II transcription regulatory region sequence-specific DNA binding; DNA-binding transcription factor activity, RNA polymerase II-specific. Bases 1 to 2091 code for a protein of 696 amino acids. The record is from RefSeq and is a predicted model, not a curated record. The transcript is spliced from 2 exons. NCBI's taxonomy places the organism in Eukaryota, Fungi, Ascomycota, Sordariomycetes, Sordariales, Podosporaceae.
AUGCCGGAAGACGGUGGGCCUUUCGGAUCAGAGGCAGCAGAAGCCUCGGGUGCCAUGUCUGAGACCGAGAACGAGUACGACGACCACGAACCGCAUCAUAAAGACGAAGACGACAGGAUGUCUGAACAAAACACGACUCCAGAUGGCGUCGACGCCGGCGGUGAGGUCAAGAAGAAGUAUGAUCCAAAAGACCCAUUACGUCCUCGGCGGAAAAAGGCCAGGAGAGCCUGCUAUGCCUGCCAGAGAGCCCAUCUCACAUGUGGUGAUGAAAGACCAUGUCAACGCUGUAUAAAGCGCGGAUUGCAAGAUAGCUGUCAAGAUGGGGUCAGGAAAAAGGCCAAAUAUCUCCACGACGCACCACCAGAAGCCUUGAGGCCAGUUUUGGGCCCCAACUACAACCCCAACGCGCCAAGUUCACGACACGGCGGCCAGAGGCACCACAGCGUCUCGACGGACGCAUCUACCGUCAGGACAUUUUUCUCACAUUCAAACGCUUCGCAGUAUCCUGUCUACUCAUCGACACAGAGCAUCCCGCAUGGUCUGACGGAGAGUUUACCGUUCAACAGUCAACAGUCACCUGUCUCCCCAACAUUCCAGCAGACCUCGAGCAACCCUCCUAUCAGUGGAAUGGUGGCGCCUCCAGUUUCGAGUCCAAUGACACCCUUCGGGCUACCCUUCGACCCAAGCGACCCCAACAUCUUCAACUUCAACAUCGAUGGUCUGAACUUUGGGAGUCACUACGGAGCGAUGGAGUUUGGAAUGCUGGGCCACAUGUCAUCAAGCGCUGCCGAUACCCCACCGCAAGAGUCUGGCAUGGGUCAACAGCCAGGCGAUGUGCAUUUUGGGGCCGGGUUGUUUGGGAGCCAUUUCGACAACCGCAUGCUGCCGGAGUUUCUGGGUCUGGAUGCAGGCGCCAACGGCAUCUACUCGCAAGGGAACCUGCAACAUGGUCUCCCUCAUGCCUACGCGAUACCAGCUGGCCCAACUAGUCUUCAGAGUCCCAGCACCGAGAACAACAGCCCACAACCUACCACCUUUGGCUUUGACGACCGACCAUCACCGACCAUGUCACAAUACCCCAACGCUCCCGGAGCCAAGAGCUCAUCAAACAGCCGUCCGUCAAAGCUGAGAAAGCUCGACAAGGUGGCCAUUCUGCAAAAACGCCAGCGCGACCCGUCGUACAUUUAUGACACGGUCAAGAAGUCGUUUGACUAUGUUGGCAGCUUCCACAAACUCUUUGAAGUUUUGUCCAGUCGGUUUUCCCAACCUCAUGCUGCUCGCAUAGCCAAGUCGUUAGCUGCCAUCCGACCAGCCCUCCUCGCGUCCACACGAAACUUGACGACGCAAGACCUCAUCUUUAUGGAGCAGUGCUUCCAACGAACGCUAUUCGAGUACGAAGACUUCAUGACGCAGUCUUCAAGUCCCACCCUUGCCUGUCGGCGCACGGGCGAGAUCGCGGGCGUGAACAAGGAGUUCACUGCCCUGACAGGGUGGACCAAGGACGUCCUGCUGGGGAAGGAACCAAACCGCAACACCAACCUCGGCGGGACAGGGGUGCGGACCACCCCGCGGCUCAAGAGCCUCAACGAGAGCAGCGCAGAGAACGGCGGCGCCGCGAGCGGUCCGAGACCGGUGUUUCUUGCUGAGCUGAUGGACCACGAGAGCGCGGUGGAGUUUUACGAGGAUUACUCGCAACUUGCGUUUGGGGACAGCAGAGGGAGGAUGACGAGGAAGUGCAGGUUGCUCAAGUACCGGACUGAUAAGCCGGCUGCGGGUGGCGGUGGUGGUGCGGGGGAGGAGGAGAGGAAGCCGGAUCCGAGCGCCGCGCCGCGGCAGCAGGAAAAGGACUCGAGGCAUAGUAUUUUGAGCAACAGGGUGGCGAAAAUUGAUGGGGAGCAUGGGAUUUCGAAGCUGGAGAGGGAUGGGAAGCUGGAGUGCAGUUAUACUUGGACGAUUAAGAGGGAUAUGUUUGAUAUGCCGAUGUUGUUUGUUAUUAACGUGAGGUUUUUUUUUUUUUUUUCGACGAUUACUAUGGAAGAAGGCAUUGCUAACGGGAUUCUAGUUUUUACCAUGUUAUUACCGGAAUCAUAA